Pseudogymnoascus destructans is the source of this 657-nucleotide messenger RNA. RefSeq lists its product as uncharacterized. Bases 1 to 657 code for a protein of 218 amino acids. The record is from RefSeq and is a predicted model, not a curated record. The transcript has 2 exons. Lineage: Eukaryota; Fungi; Ascomycota; Leotiomycetes; Thelebolales; Thelebolaceae.
AUGCCGCGGAAGAUGGCGCGCGCUAAACUCAAAAGCUCAAAAGCUCAAAAGCUCAAAAGCUCAAAAGCUCAAAAGCUCAAAAGCUCAAAAGCUCAAAAGCUCAAAAGCUCAAAAGCUCAAAAGCUCAAAAGCUCAAAAGCUCAAAAGCUCAAAAGCUCAAAAGCUCAAAAGCUCAAAAGCUCAAAAGCUCAAAAGCUCAAAAGCUCAAAAGCUCAAAAGCUCAAAGCUCAAAAGCUCAAAAGCUCAAAAGCUCAAAAGCUCAAAAGCUCAAAAGCUCAAAAGCUCAAAAGCUCAAAAGCUCAAAAGCUCAAAAGCUCAAAAGCUCAAAAGCUCAAAAGCUCAAAAGCUCAAAAGCUCAAAAGCUCAAAAGCUCAAAAGCUCAAAAGCUCAAAAGCUCAAAAGCUCAAAAGCUCAAAAGCUCAAAAGCUCAAAAGCUCAAAAGCUCAAAAGCUCAAAAGCUCAAAAGCUCAAAAGCUCAAAAGCUCAAAAGCUCAAAAGCUCAAAAGCUCAAAAGCUCAAAAGCUCAAAAGCUCAAAAGCUCAAAAGCUCAAAAGCUCAAAAGCUCAAAAGCUCAAAAGCUCAAAAGCUCAAAAGCUCAAAAGCUCAAAAGCUCAAAAGCUCAAAAGCUCAAAAGCUCAAAAGCUCAAAAGCUCAUGA